Messenger RNA from Durusdinium trenchii, 921 nucleotides. NCBI's taxonomy places the organism in Eukaryota, Dinophyceae, Suessiales, Symbiodiniaceae. The record is from the annotation of a GenBank genome assembly.
AUGUCACCGAGGAUUGUUUUCUUGCAGACUCCUCAGGGAGGGCUCCUGACAGAGCAGGAGGCACGUGUGCAGGCAGCGCUUGAAGAGCUGAAAUGUGCUGACUGUUGGCCCUGGGAGAAGUAUAGACAAGACGGGGAGACCGAGAGGUCUUCAAAGCGUGGAAUCGCCAUUGAGAACAGCCUCCUCACAGCGGAGGCGCUGUCUGGCCUUUCACAGAUUAUUUCUUGGGGAGCAACUUGGGAGCACAACAUCACAGAUGGACCUGACCUGUCUGUGUGGAAGAUGGCUGGAGUUGACUUCGUGCCAAUGAUUUGGGGCUUUGCUACGUGCUGCCUCGGCCAGGCCAGCGGCCUUCCGAGCUCGAGCUCGGCCUUGCUGGGAUUCAAUGAGCCGAACUUCCCGAACCAGCGCCUGGGAACACUGCAGGCCGCUGAGCACUGGAAGGAUGUUGAACAAUUGGCGGCUGACUAUGGCAUUUCGACCAUCGUUUCGCCCUCCAUGAACUACCAUUGGUCGAUGGAUCCCAUUGACUGGCUUCAGCAAUUCUUUGCACACUGCGAGGGCUGCAAGGUGGAUGCCAUUGGCAUCCAUGUUUUUACAUGCUACGCUGCUGGCCUGAAGUAUCACCUUGACCGCUACCGUAUUUUUGGAAAGCCAAUGUGGAUCACAGAGAUUGCCUGUUCUGACCCUGCGUCACCCGAACGCCUCUCCGCAGAGGGCCAGAUGGCAUACAUGAGGGAGGCAAUACCUCUUCUGGAGGCUGAUGAGGACGUGGCCAAGUACGCAUGGUUCAGCUACUUUAAGGAUGAGUGGGCACAUCCGAUCGUGGCCGUUUUGGCAUGUUGCUCGUUGUCUCCGAGUGAGCCAAGGUUGAUGGUGAGAAUGGAGAUGCCGGCCUGGUGCAUCCGAAUGGCACACUGA